AUGAGUCUCAGGUUCUCCGCCGCCCAUUCCUCCCGCAUCAAGAAAUCCGGCAAACCAACAUCCUUGAACCGCGGCUUCUCCUCGCCCUUCUCCUCCUUGCCUCGGAGCAAGCCCAUCCAGCGCGCGAACUCGAAGGCAAAACCCGACAACGACGACGACAACGACGACGAGGAUUUUUUCGGGGACAGGCUGGAUGAUGUAGGCCUCGUCAAAGCGCUGGCUACAGAUUUGACGCUCAGGGAUGUCGCGCAAGCACUGCUCUACGUGAGGGGCAAGAUGUGGACCUCGAUCCCGGAGCACAGGGCUGGCAUGAACUCGACGAAGAUUGCAGAGGUGCUCAAUUUUCGGAGAGGGUUACCACUGAUUGUCACGGUGGCGCAUAUUCAGGCUUUGCUCAACUCGCCGACGACGGUUGAGAGGGAGAUUGCGCAGCUGGUCAAGGGAGGGGUUCUGAGGAAGAUUGUGGUUGGGGGGAGAGGGAGCAUGGGAGAGGCGCUGAUAAUGGUUAGGGAUUUGGAGGAGAUGAUUGGGAAAAGUGGAUUAGAGGAGGGGGUCGGGCAAAGGUUUUUGGGACUGUUGAAGGAGGUUCCGACGGCGUUGAAGGUGUCGAGGAGCCAGAUUACUGAGGAGGAUGCGAAAGCACUGAUGAUGGCUGGUUACUUGACGUCUUCGACGGCGACCUGGACGUCCACCGAAGUGUUCUCUAGACCGGGAGCUGGAUCGAGAGGGACCAUGACGUCCCUGCAUAACAUCUCGAAGGCGGCAUCCGGAUCUUUAGCAGCAGUGGGUGGGGAAGGGGCAGUUCAUGCUGCUGGAGGGACUGGGGGAUGUUUCAAGGGUCCUGUCGCUGGAGAAUACACCUUGGCGCUCCCAGCUACAGGCCCUUUCCUCAAGCUCUUAGCCAAUGCUCGGGCUCAUCUUAUCUCCCUCCUCUCGAAAUCCAAGUUUAGAGAAGCCCCUGAAAGUAUUCUACGGCAGCGCUGGGACGGUGGGAUCGCUACAGAUGACGCGGUCAGUGCUGCCAAGUACAGCAGGGGAGAAUUCGCAGGCGUGCCGCCAGGGAAAACGAGGAAAUGGAAACAGUUUUACGGUAUGUCGUUCGACUGGAUCCUUGGGGAGUGCGUUGGAGCUGGGAUGGUGGAAGUGUUUGAUACAAGAAGCAUUGGCAGAGGCGUCCGUUGUCUGUGA
This is a messenger RNA of Drepanopeziza brunnea f. sp. 'multigermtubi' MB_m1, 1188 nucleotides long. RefSeq lists its product as uncharacterized. Gene Ontology annotation, biological process: positive regulation of Ras protein signal transduction; protein phosphorylation. NCBI's taxonomy places the organism in Eukaryota, Fungi, Ascomycota, Leotiomycetes, Helotiales, Drepanopezizaceae. Gene Ontology annotation, molecular function: protein serine/threonine kinase activity. The record is from RefSeq and is a predicted model, not a curated record.